Rosa chinensis is the source of this 2616-nucleotide messenger RNA. RefSeq names its product pentatricopeptide repeat-containing protein At5g46680. Lineage: Eukaryota; Viridiplantae; Streptophyta; Magnoliopsida; Rosales; Rosaceae. The transcript is spliced from 5 exons. The record is from RefSeq and is a predicted model, not a curated record. The coding region runs from base 458 to 1831 and encodes 457 amino acids. Gene Ontology annotation, molecular function: protein binding.
ACUUCGGCGUCUCAAUCCCCACCGAACUCCCGAGUGGCCGACUCCGGACUCCCGAACCUGCUUCUGUCCCGAGUCUCGGCGUCUCCGGUCUUUCAAGCUCCACCCAGCCCCCACCGCCGAGCUCCACCUCCAGCCUUUCAAGUUUCAAGCCCAACCCGGCAACUAGCAAUUUAGCAAACCCGUCUCUGGUCUCCGAGUGGAGGCUCCAGGGGCGGACAAUGCCGAAUUGCUGACCGGCACUUCAAGCUGCAAGUUUUGAUCUUGAAUGCUUGAUGUUGAAAUGGGUUUGACUGUUUGAUAACUCGAUUUCCAUUUAAUUAAGUUUGUAACAACUUGUAUCAGACUAACAGUGUCACUAAGGUUACUGAGGAGAAGCAGAGGCCACAACUCCGUUGAGAAAGCUUGAAAGAAAAUUAAGGUUUUGGUUUCUGUUAGCAAGUCAUUAUGUGUGAUGUAAAUGAUGGUCUGUAGAUUAUCGACUUUGCUGUUGAACGUAUGCAUAUCUUCAUUUUGUAAAGUCCGGCUAUUGGGGAGAGCGGAGGCAGUUAUAAUUGAUGGUAUAAGAUUAGGGGUGAUUCCAGAUGUAGUCACUUACAAUACUUUGGUUCAUGCAUAUUGUCAGUUUGUUAGCGUAGAUGCGGCUUAUUCCGUUGUUCAUAGAAUGAAAGAAGCUGGGAUAAGUCCAGAUGUCGUUACUUACAAUUCUUUGAUAUCCGGGGCCACCAGGAAUCACUUAUUAUCUCGAGUCCUGGAUCUGUUUGAGGAAAUGUUACAGGAAGGUAUACAUCCUGAUGUGUGGAGUUACAAUAUUCUGAUGCACUGUUUCUUUAAGUUAGGGAAACCUGAUGAAGCCAACAGAGUCUUCCAGGAUAUUUUACUUAGCGACCUCACUCCUCAUGCAGCUACAUUUAAUAUUAUGAUUAAUGGGCUUUGUAAAAAUGGGUACACGGACAAUGCUCUUAUGUUAUUUAGGAAUUUACAACGUCAUGGAUUUGUUCCCCCGUUAGUGACAUACAAUAUUCUUAUCAGUGGGCUUUGCAAGGCACGUAGAGUGGGGCAAGCGAGGAGAAUUCUAAAGGACCUUGGAGAAUCAAGUCUUAAGCCAAAUGCCGUAACCUACACUACAGUUAUGAGUUGCUGCUUUAGGUCUAAGCAAUACGACCAAGGACUUGAGAUUAUGUCAGAGAUGAAGAGUAAAGGGUAUACAUUUGACGGCUUUGCGUACUGCACAGUCAUUGCUGCUUUACUUAAGACUGGAAGGAUGGAAGGAGCAAAUGCUUUCAUGGAACAGAUGAUGAAUAGUGGCAUUGAAAUGGAUUUGGUGUCUUAUAACACCUUACUUAAUAAGCUUUGUAAAGAAGGCAAGGUUGAAGCUGCCUAUAAGUUGUUGGAUGAAAUAGAGAAUGGGGGCCUUUUGUGUGAUAAGUAUACCCAUACAAUCAUGAUUGAUGGAUUGUGUAAGGCGGGCAAUAUUGCUGGUGCUCAACAACAUUUACAUUAUAUGAAUAUGAUGGGAUUCCAGGAAAACUUGGUUGCCUUUAACUGUCUGAUUGAUGGCUUGGGUAAAGCUGGUGAAAUUGAUCGUGCAAUGGAAUUGUACAAUUCAAUGGAAACUAGGGAUUCUUUUACCUAUGACUCCUUGGUGCUCAAUCUUUGCAAGGCGGGAAGGGUCCUUUGUGCAUCUAAGCUUAUGAUGAAAUGUUUAAGAGAGGGAAUGAUAUUACUCUACUCUACCAGGCGAGCACUCCUUGAUGGGCUUCGAUCUUCAGGGUUUACAAAUGAAGCAAGAAAGCUUCAAUCAAAAAUUCGGUUAGCUCGGCUGUUACGUUAAUAAUUUGGCUGCUGGAAAUGACCUACCCUGAAGAAUUAUGUGAACCACCACCCCCACUCUAGUUAUUUUUGUAAGCAUCUGAUGAUUUGGGUGAUAAGCUUGCUCUACAGCAUACAUUAUAAAUGGUGGUAUUUUUGCUGCUGGUCCUACUGGGUUCUGCAACUUUAAGACACUGCUUUUAGUGAACAAACUACUCCCAUACCAUGUAAGACUUGGCAAGUCAUUGACGCCAGUUUCUUCAGGGCCUACUGUGUCAAUCUGGGGAUUCUCUUGAUAUAGGGAGCAAGGAUUUGAAUUCUGACUCAGCUUUCAGUUAAUAAGUUUCAGCCAACCUUCGGUAGCUCUGGCUUCUCUUGAGGUUCUGUUCUACAAUACUGAAGUUAAAAGUUGUUGAUCUUCUUGUAUUGCUAUGCUGCUGAUGAUGUUGGUUACCUGAGCUUGCUGUGUUAUGCAUACUUAGGCACUAACUUGAAUCAAGACCUGAGCUUGCAUUGUGAUGUAUACAUAGACACUAACUUGAAUCAAGACUCUCUGAUUUAAGUUUCAUUUGCUUUGUGAAUCUGUUUUCAACUGGAUCCUUCUACCGCCAAAGAAUUCCCUUUGACACAUCAUAAUAUUCUACCAUGUUUAGUAAACUAGUAAAGUAGUCCUGCAAACCUAGACCAUAAUUUCUCUCUCAGGUUUUUUCUUUUUUAUUGCGCAAAGUUAUUUGAUACUGACUAUUGAUCACUUGAUUUCAUUCUGGAAUUUAGACAGAUGUAAUAAUAGUAAUAGCAUCAUUAUAU